CCCCCCACGGGCUGAGACAAGAGAACUGUUGUUAACUUGGCAGUCGGAGUCGCGGCGGCCCAGCGGAGCGGCGAAGUUUAUCAUUCCAGGAACUCGCUAAGCGAGGGAAAUAGCCAGCAGCGAGCAGACAGAAACCGCCCCACGCUCUGAUGUUCUAAGUUGAGGUUUUAAUUCGGACUGAACUCCUUUCCGGGUUUCUGGGCUGCCUCGGUUUUGAUCCUGACGCCACGGCAACAAGUCCCACUGGAUCCCCGAAACAAACCGAGCGCUCGGCGACUCGCCUCCAAAGACCUGUGCCGGCACCGCCCGGGUUGGCCUCCACAACUAUUUUGCCUGUGUUGUGAGCCUUGCUGAGACAUCAUGUCGCAUCCUACUGCUCCCCCAGGCUACGACGAUCGGAACCCCCUCUAUCCUCCGCCAGCAGGGGGCUACCCUGGAUCGUACCCCCAGCCUCCGCCGUAUAGUGGUGGAUAUCCACAGCCCGGGGGCUACCCACAGCCCGGGGGCUACCCACAGCCCGGGGGCUACCCACAGCCCAGAGGCUACCCACAGCCAGUUCCUCCGAUGCCUACAGUGCCAAUGAACUUUGGCGACAGCUAUGUCAGUGACGGCACAGGGGAUGGGGCUUUCCACGUGGCAGACUGGGAUGAUAAGAAAGUCAGGCACACUUUCAUCCGCAAGGUCUACAGCAUUAUCUCAGUGCAGCUGCUCCUGACGGUAGCUAUCAUUGCAAUCUUCACCUUUGUUGAACCAGUGAACCUCUUUGUGCGGAGGAAUGUUGCUGUGUACUAUACAUCUUAUGGUGUAUUCCUGGUCACUUACCUGGUGCUGGUGUGUUGUGAAGGCCCACGGAGACGCUUUCCAUGGAAUCUCAUCCUUCUCUUUGUCUUUACGCUGGCCAUGGGAUUCAUGACAGGCACCAUUGCUAGCAUGUACCAAACAAAGGCUGUUCUACUUGCCAUGUUAAUCACAGCUAUCGUCUCCAUCGUUGUCACCGUCUUCUGCUUCCAGACAAAGGUGGAUUUCACAUCCUGCGCUGGCUUGUUCUGUGUCCUGGGCAUUGUCGUGAUGGUGACUGGGAUCAUCACAGCCAUUGUCCUGUCCUUCAAAUAUGUCUAUUGGCUCCACAUGCUGUAUGCAGCCAUUGGUGCAAUCGUCUUCACCCUGUUUCUUGCAUAUGACACCCAGUUGGUGCUGGGCAAUAGGAAACACACCAUCAGCCCUGAGGAAUACGUCUAUGGAGCGCUCAAGAUUUACACGGACAUCGUCUACAUCUUCACCUUCCUCUUGCAAAUUGUGGGAAGCAGAGAUUAAGAGAUGGAGUCCCUGCUCAUCUCUCUGGACUUUUGGCAACCUUCCCUAGAACUUUAGGGGAGCAUGACUUUCUGAAUUUAGUGUUCGGCUGCAUUGGUCUCACUUCUGGUGCAUGUAUAGAAGCUACUAGGAGAUCCACAUAGCGGACAGAGAUACAGAUUCAAGUGGGAGACCUUAUAUUGUACACAAUGUAGAUACUGAUCCUAACCUGCAAGAUGCCUUUUGUUUCUCUAUUUCCACCUGGGGAGCCCCCCCUUCUUGUAUCUAGUGCCCUGGGUACAUGAAUAUGUAGUGUGUAUGUUACCACUUCGGUGGGAUGUAUCCUACUCCUUUCAACUUAUCUCUUAUUUGUAUUUUUGUCAGCAUACUUACCCAAAAUGUAGAUUGCACUUCCAAUUAGGAAAUCCAAAGCUCCAUUACAUAGCUGCAAAUAAAUAUAUAUAUAUUUUUGAA
Elgaria multicarinata webbii is the source of this 1767-nucleotide messenger RNA. Its product is annotated as protein lifeguard 3-like. Bases 361 to 1314 code for a protein of 317 amino acids. The record is from RefSeq and is a predicted model, not a curated record. Gene Ontology annotation, cellular component: Golgi apparatus; endoplasmic reticulum. Lineage: Eukaryota; Metazoa; Chordata; Lepidosauria; Squamata; Anguidae. Gene Ontology annotation, biological process: negative regulation of apoptotic signaling pathway. The transcript has 13 exons.